UGAAAAUGUGAAGAAAGAUGAAACGCAUGACAUACGAAAGUGAAAUGGUUAGUGGAUGGACCGAAGGCGUGGUCGAAUGACUCAUAAAAGAGGAGACCCGGAGAAAAUCUACAAAAUAUUCCCAGAAAAAGUCAGACGAAAAACAAAUGGAAAUUUCAAGCAAAAAAUUAGUGUCGGAAGGAAAGAGCUGGAGCAUAUGCAAACUCCCUUUCUGGAAUUCAACCAAUUUUUCUUCAUCAUCUUCAUCAUCGUCUACAGCUUACUCUUCUUCAUUCAGGCCGCGCCACGACAAUGUAUUUGCAGGUGCUCAUCAGCACAGUAAUCUUCACAACACCUCCUCUACUAAGCCCACUUCCAUGAGCAUCAAGUCUUUUCUUCCCACCCGUCGCAGGCUUAGUCUUGAUCCCUCCAACAAGCUCUAUUUUCCCUAUGAACCUGGGAAACAAGUGAAAAGUGCAAUCAGAAUCAAGAAUGUUAGUAGGACUCAUGUUGCCUUUAAGUUCCAAACAACUGCACCAAAGAGUUGUUACAUGCGUCCGCCAGGGUGCAUACUUGCUCCGGAUGAAAGUCUCAUUGCAACAGUUUUCAAGUUCGUGGAGCCUCCAGAGAAUGAUGAGAAAAUAGUUGGAAUGAAGAGUGGGGUCAAGUUCAAGAUAAUGAGCCUAAAAGUAAAGGGGGAUAUGGAAUAUGUUCCAGAGCUGUUUGAGGACCAAAAGGAUGAAAUAGCAGUGGAACAGAUACUAAGAGUAGUCUUUCUUGAUCCGGAGCAUCCUUGCCCUGCAUUGGAGAAACUUAAUCGUCAAGUCGCAGAGGCUGAGGCUGAGCUUGAAGCACGCAAAAAGCCUUCAGAAGACAAUGGCCCUAAAUUUUUUGGAGAAGGCCUGGUUAUAGAUGAAUGGAAAGAAAGGAGGGAAAGGUAUCUAGCACGACAGCAGGGUGAUGAGCUGAAUUCUGCUUGAACAGAUUUAGCCUAACUUCUCUACUGUAAGUUGAAUCCUUCUGGGGGAGCACAGAUAGAUAGACCGAGAGGGUAUAUACUGCUUCUUUUGUUUCUUUCAGAAGAGGAAGUGAUAUUUAGACAUGCAUACAAAAAUUUGGUUUCUCUGGCACACCCACUUUGCAGGAAUACGGCUUUCUUAUUUCCUUUCCACCCACCAAUUAGAAGUGUGAUUAAUUGUUUGUAGCCUGUAUUUGGAUUUGAUCUUCAAGGCAGUUCUUUUGCUUUUUUACUUUCAAAUGAACCGUGUGCCUGUAUCAUUGUUGAUGACAUUGUAUGAUUGUCCUUUUGUUGUAUAUGGAUUAUAUAUUCACUACAUAACUUUUUGAUGUUGCUAUAUGUUUUGGAAUUUCAAUAUUUGUAUAAUAUUAUCAUAUUUUUUUGGGUGAAAUGUGAAUAUAUAUCCACCCAAAAGUAAUAUUUGCAACGUGUACAAAAAUAAAAAGGGUAAUCUCCACGAAGGAUACAUCUCCCAGCAACAAGCUGAAACAAACAACUCCGUAAUGGCAUCAACACAAAUGGUGUCGGGACCAAGAUAAACAAAAAGGUCACAGAGUAUUAUGGGGUGAAAUUUGAGUUAAAGAUCUCAGGAUGAUGUUUUUCUUAUGGGCAUAUCCUAUUUGGGUUCAUAAUUAGGGAAGCUAAUCAUCUGGUUCAAAGGGGGUUAGAUUCGACGCAAAUCUCAUUAGCGUUUUUAUUUAUUUGCUUCAUUUGUUCACUAGAUCAUCUUUAUUUUUCAUUAGAUAUCUAAUUUCAUUUUCGUUAUGUACUUAUGUACUUCCUCAUUAUUUAAUAAACCUCGAUAAGAGUUUUUCUAACUCUUACCCAACCAAUUCUUGUGGUUUCAUUGGAAAAGGGGAGAAGACUUGGGAUGCCCUUGGCCAAGGCCUCUCUUACCAUGGAAGAAAUCUCGUAGAACAUCAAUAACAGAGACAGAAAAAGAGGUGGUGGAAAACACACUCCAUAGUCCAAUAAAUAAAAACAACUGAAAUGUCUAAGGCAAGGAGAUUAAUCUUAUGAAAAUUCCAAGAUAUGGUAUCUU
Messenger RNA from Cuscuta europaea, 2039 nucleotides. The record is from the annotation of a GenBank genome assembly. Lineage: Eukaryota; Viridiplantae; Streptophyta; Magnoliopsida; Solanales; Convolvulaceae.